Messenger RNA from Paraphaeosphaeria sporulosa, 483 nucleotides. RefSeq lists its product as uncharacterized. The transcript has a single exon. The record is from RefSeq and is a predicted model, not a curated record. Bases 72 to 380 code for a protein of 102 amino acids. NCBI's taxonomy places the organism in Eukaryota, Fungi, Ascomycota, Dothideomycetes, Pleosporales, Didymosphaeriaceae.
GCUAUAGCAGAACAUGUCGCGUUGCUUCCCCGAUAUGACCGCCCAGCGAUCGAUAUGCUCCGCUCCGUCUCAUGAGCACACUUUGCCACUUUUUCGCCGUACUCCGUGCGAAGGCAGGGCGCGCGCGCGAGCUCGCCAUGGCGGUGAGGCGCCCUCGUCCGCGGAUGACGUAUCCCGCGAGAAGGCGUCACCUCCAGACAUGCGGUCAGUUACGUGGCAACCCACGCGAAGUGCGCUGUCACCGCCCGCACACAUCAUGCAUCUCUUCCCUCCCACACAUACCUACACGCACACCCUCUUGUUCUGUUGAGAAGCCUGACGCGGGCGUGCGUGGAGGGCCUAGCUUGCUUCACUUUUUCGGCUGCACAGCGCGCGCGUGACUCGAGGGUCGAGUCUGCGGGUAGGGCUGCGAGUCACCUCCGCCAUGCGCGCGCGGAGUGCGUUCUUGGGUGAGACGCCUGCUGCUGGGCGGGUGGAGGGAAG